AUGAAGUAUUAUAUACAAAUACUUGGUACUGAUACAUAUGACUUAUCUCCAUCUGUCCUAGUUCAUUUUGAUGGACAACGAGGUAGUCAAAGAUAUUUAUUUAAUUGUGGUGAAGGUACUCAAAGAUUUUGUCUACAAAACAAAUUAAAACUUGCUAAAACAAAAAAUAUUUUCAUUACAAGAGUUAAUUGGGAAUGCGUUGGUGGAAUUCCUGGUAUGCUACUUACUUUAGCUGAUUCUGGCACAAAAGAAAUCAAAGUUUUAGGCGAAGGGUCAGAUUUCAAUGAUGGUAAUUUAUUAGUAAAAGCUGUAUUAAUUACUCCAAAUAAUUUUGAGAUGUCAUCACCCGUUGGUUUGGAUAGCAAAAAAAAAGUAUUAGAAUUAAUGUUCACUCAAAGUUCAAAUAAUACGGAACCACCACCACAAUUAUUCUCAUCGUCAUUAUCAACACCAUCAAAAAAAAAACGUAUUAAAUUAAAUGAAGACAAUGCAGCAUUUGAUAUUCCUGAUGAAUCAACCGAUGAACCUUCUUUAGAAGAUCAACAACCAUUAGUUAUUGAAUCAGCAAAAGCGAAAUCAUCUACUAUUAUACGUGAACAAAGAAAGAAAUAUUUCCCAAAAAGAUUACCAAAAUCUAAACCAUUGGCAACAUCAAUUGCUUAUAUUUGUAAAGGGCCUGAUUAUAAAGGAAAAUUUGAUCCUAAAGCGGCACAAGCUUUGGGAUUGCCACCUGGCAAAUUAUAUUCACAAUUAGUUAAAGGGUUGUCAGUCACCGCACCAGAUGGAACUAUUGUUCAUCCAGAUCAAGUCGUGGGUCCAUCUCGUCCUGGUUUGAUUUUCAUUAUUAUUGACGUCCCAUCAACAGACUAUAUACAAUCAGUAUGUUCUUCACCAGAUUUCAUACAAUAUCAAACUGCCGAAGAUCUUCAACCUAAAAUUAUAAUUCAUAUGUUAGGUAAAAAUGUCAUUCAAAAUCAACAAUAUAUUGAAUGGAUGAAAAAAUUUGGUGAAAAAACUGAGCAUAUUAUUGCAAGUGAAGAAGUUUGCCCACAAAAAAUUGUUUUUUAUAAUUCGGCAUUGAGUCAACUUAAAUUAUCUAAACUUGAUGAAAAACAAUUUGCAAUUCCAUAUUAUUCUAAUGAACCUUUUAAGAAGUUGGAUGAUAUUUUAAACCUUCCAAAGAAGUCUUCAAUUGCCAUACCAUUAAGAGUUUAUCAAAUGGAGCCAACUUUUAAAAUCGAUGAUUCACAACUAACAAAUGUGUUUGAUCACAUUGACCCAAAUUCACUCGAGAUGCAAACAUUAAAUGGGAUGACCGAGUAUCUUGAAAUUGUUAAGCUAGUAAAACAAAAAAUAUUAUCAUCAGCAUCGUCGUCAUCAGAUAACUCCAUUCAAUCUCAAGAUCCACUUCCUAUUAUUCAUGGUUCAAAUGUUAGUGUCACUACUUUAGGAACAGGAUCUUUAAGUUCUACUCUCAUAAAGAUCCCACAAGAUGGAUGUAUUUUACUUGAUGUUGGUGAGGGGACAUUAGGUUCAUUGUACAGAAAAUACGGACCACUUAAUGAUAAACCUAUAAUUAAUAGUAGUAACUCCACCAUUAAUGGCGGUAGUAAUACUAAUAAUGAAGAGAGCAUGAGUUUAGAAAAGUGUUUAAGAGAUUUGAAAUUGAUUUUUAUAUCACAUAUGCAUGCUGAUCAUCAUUUGGGGAUAAUUAGAUUGUUAGAUCGAUGGAAUCAGUUACGUCAAAAUGAUGGUGAUGAUAAAAGCAUUUAUUUAAUGGGACCAACAAGGUUAUGGAAAUGGCUUAAUGAAUAUAGUGAUGUACAAGAUUUUGGUAUUUCAAAGGUUAAAUUUAUUGAUAAUAAAGAUGUAUUGAGACAGCAAUUUUCAAGAAAGUCGGACGAAUUGCCAGCUGUUAUAAUGAUAAGAGAGCUGAUGGACAAUUUAAAACUUCGAGAACUUUUACCAGUUGAAGUAAUUCAUUGUCCUUCAUCUUAUGGGUUAUGUAUAGAACAUACUGAUAAUUGGAAGAUUGUACCAUGCGAAGAACUUGUACGUCUUGGUAAAAAUGCCACGUUGUUAAUCCACGAGGCUACAUUUGAAAAUGAUUUAGCACAAGAAGCAAAAAUUAAACGUCAUAGUACUACGGAAGAGGCUGUUCAAGUUGUGCCAAUAUUUACUGAUGAUCAUGGAUAUGUGGGUAUAAGUUUUGAUUUGAUGGAAGUUAACAUUGGUGAAUUGUACAAACUUCCAAAAUACGUGGAGGCUCUUAAAGUGUUAUAUCCUGAUGAAAGUGAGGAAGCCAAAGAAGAAGAAACAGAUGAAGAGGAUAUUUAA
This is a messenger RNA of Entrophospora sp. SA101, 2337 nucleotides long. Lineage: Eukaryota; Fungi; Glomeromycota; Glomeromycetes; Entrophosporales; Entrophosporaceae. The record is from the annotation of a GenBank genome assembly.